GUUUCAUGGAAUUUAAUGGAGUAUGACUGAGGUUUUGUGCUCCUAGUGAAGCAGCAGUUCCCCUGUGGGUCAUGCAGCGCGGUCAGGCUGUGCGGCGGCGCCGGGCAGGUCGGUCAGACACACACAAGCCGAAGAUGAGACGCUCGGCCUCGGGUGAGCCCGCCACGCCACACGGAACUGGAAAACCUGACAAAGUGGGCAAAUCGAGCAAGGUGGGCACCGGGCAGUGCCGCCUGUGCCACGGGCAGUUCUCCUCACGCCGGCUUCGCAGGGCCUUCGGAAAGCCCCCGGACUCGGACCGGUUCUGUUCAGAUUUCCAGCGCCUCCUGGGCGUCCCGCUGCUCCGGGACCCGGCGCUGCCCCAGUUCAUCUGCAGGACCUGCCAUGCCCAGUUCUACAAGUGCCUCAGCAUCCUCACCAACUUCAGAGAGAGAGUCAACCUCACCCCUAACUCCACCCACAUGGAGAGGAUUUCAUCAAAAUGGCCUUCAAUGAAAAAAGACAAGAACCGGUCAUCACCCCUUAUCACCUCAGACCCCCGCUGUCUGCGCAGCCUUGUGUCCUGGACCCAUCAGCAUGCUGAGAGCUGCAGCUCUUGCCCUGGCCUGAAGGAGGUGCUGGAGGGUCAGUGCUGGGGCUCGGUGAAGGCAGUGUGGCGCUGUGUGGACGGACACAGUUAUGUGAUGGACACCGGCAUGGGUGUUCAGCAUGCAGGUGGUAUUACAUCACUCAUUCAGGCUCCGCCCACAGAUCAGUCUGAGGACAGUGAUUUGUCAGACAGCAGUCUCUCCAGUGAUGAUGACAACGAUGAAGAUGACGACAACGAUGAUGACGAUGAUGAUGACGACGACGACGAUGAUGAUGACGACGACGACGACGAUGAUGAGAAGGGUAAGAUCAGUACAUCAGAUGAGAGUACUGAUCUUUACUCCGAUAAACGACUAAGCUCCUCUAAGAAAGCCGGUAAGGACAGUGUAAAAAAAACAGUAAAGCUGAAGAUCCUGCAGCCCAAAGAGAGGAAAAAGCCUGGACCCAAACCCGGCUGGAAGAGGAAGCUGAAAUCAGAGCGAGAGGAUCUUCCCACCGUCUAUAAAUGCCCACACCAGGGCUGCACGGCUGUGUACAGGGGGCCAGACGGUAUGAAGAAGCAUAUAAAGGAACAUCAUGAAGAGGUCAGAGAGAGGCCAUGUCCACACCCAGGCUGCAACAAGGUUUUCAUGAUCGACCGUUACCUCCAGAGACACGUCAAACUCAUCCACACAGAGGUGAGAAACUACGUCUGUGAUCAGUGCGGUCAGACGUUUAAGCAGAGGAAGCAUCUUUUGGUACAUCAGAUGAGACACACCGGACUCAAACCACUGCAGUGUGAGGUGUGUGGGUUCCAGUGCCGCCAGCGGGCGUCUCUGAAGUACCACAUGACGAAGCACAAGGCAGAGGCCGACCUGGAGUUUGCGUGCGCUCUGUGCCGAAAACGCUUUGAAAAGGCCCAUAACCUCAACGUCCACAUGAGCAUGGUGCACCCGCUGCUACAAGGGGGUGGAAUCAUGCUGCCCCCUGACCACGAUGACCUCACAGCGCAUGGGGGUGGCGUCACCCUUCCCCCAGACACCGACAGCCAUGAUGACCUAGCUGGGCAAGGGGGCGUGAUCACGCUGCCCCCUGAAAGCCAUGACCCCAGUGACCUCCCUAGAGAGGAGUGUGAGAUCACGCUGCCACCCGACAGCCACGACCCUGAAGACAUCCCUGGGGAAGGGGGUGGGAUCACAUUGCCCCCCAACAACGCUGAGCCCGGCGACCUCGAGGCCCAGGAGGGUGAGAUCACACUGCCCCCUGACCCCAACAACCAUAACAGCCCUGGUGACUUGCCCACACAGGAGGGCGGGAUAGUGCUGCCAGAAAAUCAUGAUCCUGGAGACCCCGGCGACCUCACAGCCCAGGAAGAUGAGGUCACCAUACCUGCUGACCCCAACAACCAUGACCCUGUCCAUUCUGGUGACCUCGACACUGAAGCGGAUGGACUCAUGCUGCCACCUGUUCCUGACAACCACAGCCACGACCCUGGCAGCCAAACCCACACGGAGACUGCAGACAUGAGCUGUGAGCUGCAGACCAUCCACACUGACCUCAUACAGCCAGCUCUGUAGAGCACAUGUUUCCAUGGUUACAGGACUGGAGCUCUGACUCAGCAGCCUGAAACGACCCGUCGAGAGACUCAGCCGUGAGGCUUACUGUUUGUUUUACUGCAUUUAAUACAAGCGUCAAAGAGUGUCAUUUAGCUCCGAGAGGUUUUGAUGAUAUUGUUUGUUUGGUUCUGCAAAAGUUUUGGAAAAUACAGUUCUGUCACUGUU
Molecule: messenger RNA, 2348 nt
Organism: Astyanax mexicanus (Mexican tetra)
Lineage: Eukaryota; Metazoa; Chordata; Actinopteri; Characiformes; Acestrorhamphidae
Gene: znf276
Product: zinc finger protein 276
Exons: 11
Coding region: 72-2144 (690 amino acids)
Biological process (GO): regulation of transcription by RNA polymerase II
Cellular component (GO): nucleus
Molecular function (GO): DNA-binding transcription factor activity, RNA polymerase II-specific; transcription coregulator activity; RNA polymerase II cis-regulatory region sequence-specific DNA binding
Source: RefSeq, a predicted model, not a curated record